AUGUCCCAAGAGCAUCACUUCACCCUGUACACGCACAACUUUGGCCCGAACGGAUGGAAGGUCGCCAUUGUUCUCGAGGAGCUCGGCCUUGAGUACCGUUCCCUCUACUUGGACGUGAAAAAGGGCGAGCACAAGGCUCCCGAGCAUACCAAGUUCAACCCGAAUGGACGCAUCCCCACGUUGAUCGACCAUAAGAACAACGACUUCGUCGUCUGGGAGUCGGACGCGAUCAUCACGUACCUCGUGGAGAAGUACGACUUGGAGGGUAAGAUCUCCGCCACCUCCUUCGAGGAGAAGAUGCAGCAGCUGCAGUGGCUCUUCUUCCAGGCGUCUGGACAGGGGUGCGUAAUUUCGAGUGUGCUUCCUAGUGCGGGCACGGUAGCCUAA
Messenger RNA from Trametes versicolor FP-101664 SS1, 387 nucleotides. RefSeq names its product thioredoxin-like protein. Lineage: Eukaryota; Fungi; Basidiomycota; Agaricomycetes; Polyporales; Polyporaceae. The transcript is spliced from 3 exons. Bases 1 to 387 code for a protein of 128 amino acids. The record is from RefSeq and is a predicted model, not a curated record.